Seriola dumerili (greater amberjack) is the source of this 2367-nucleotide messenger RNA. Its product is annotated as protein GPR108-like. Gene Ontology annotation, cellular component: membrane; Golgi apparatus. The transcript has 18 exons. Gene Ontology annotation, biological process: transport. Lineage: Eukaryota; Metazoa; Chordata; Actinopteri; Carangiformes; Carangidae. The record is from RefSeq and is a predicted model, not a curated record. Bases 256 to 1956 code for a protein of 566 amino acids.
GCGAAAUUUUGCCAUCUACAAGCUAGCUGGUACCUUGCGCGAUGAAAGCACAUAAUAAUCGGAAAACAUAACAUUAAUGGUUAUGAUUUGAUAACAAACGACGUAUCAUACGAGCCGAUACAGUGAAUUUAAAAAUUAGCUCAGCUUGCAUACUGUUAAGACUGCUAUCUAGCUCGCUCUUCAGCCAUCUGGCAGGAUUGUCGCGCGCUAACAUUAGCAGUUAGUUACCGUUAGCAGGUUGGUUACUGCCCGGUGAUGGCUGUGGCACAGAGAGGCUGUGUUGUGGCUGGGUAUUUACUCCUACUGGUGCUGACUGGGUGCAAAGCAAGGAUACACAAGCUCACCCUGGAGAAUGAAACUCGGUUUGCCGUCGACCUCAACAAUUUUGGUUUCUUUGCUAAUGGGACUCUGGAUGUCAACCUGACUUCUCUGCGCUUCCAAAGUGAUCAGUCGGUGAACUACAGCACUCACCCGGUUGGUUUCAGCCUCUCCAGGUCACGUGUGAACGGGGUCUUGUCCUACACGGCGGAGGAGACAGAAGUGUGCCCGCUCACUCUGAAAGAGUCCACCAAUGACGAGCCUCUCAUUCUUUUUCUUAUCGAUGUCAACAACCUCAGUGUCACCAUGAACGCUAUCAGUGCGAAGGAUAACAUCUUGAUUGCAAAGCCAAAGGCUGAAGCACCUAAAGGUCAGAGGAAAACCAGGGAGGCUCCUGAGGAGAAUAAACCAAACACGAACAUAGACGUGCCACACAAUGAGAUGAAUCAGAAAACAAAGAAUCCAGAGCCUGUAACUGAGAAGAAAGAUGCUGACGCAAAUGUUCCAAAAGUACCAGUAGAAGCUAAAAAAGUGGAGGAAAAUAAAAUCUAUCUGGAGAAGACCAAGAAAAUGACUUUAGCUCUGGACAAAAUUAACGACUCCUACAACUUCAGUUUCCACAUGGUGGUGGGCUUGCUGGCGCAGGGUCUGUACAGCCUCAAGUUCCACUACUGUAAGAACAGGGGGCCUGGAGUCAAACUGCCCUACUCCUUCACUGUGGAGGUGACAGAGAGGAAUCCAGGUGGCUACCUGUCAGCAGCAGAAAUUCCUCUGUCCCGCCUUUACAUUUGCAUGGCUGGAGUCUUCUUCUUUGCUGCCAUGGUCUGGGUGUACACACUCAUGAAGCACAGGUACAGUGUGUUUAAGAUCCACUGGCUGAUGGCUGCGCUGGCCUUCACCAAGUCCACGUCAUUGGUUUUCCAUAGUAUCAACUAUCACUUCAUCAACACGAAGGGGCAUACUAUUGAAGGCUGGGCUGUCAUGUAUUACAUCACACACCUGCUCAAAGGCGCUCUCCUGUUCAUCACACUGGCACUGAUCGGCACCGGCUGGGCUUUCGUUAAAUACAUCCUGUCUGACAAGGAAAAGAAGAUCUUCAUGAUCGUCAUCCCCCUGCAGGUCCUGGCUAAUGUUGCCUACAUCAUCAUCGAGUCAACAGAGGAAGGCUCCAGUGAAUACUAUCUGUGGAAGGAGAUCCUCUUUCUGGUCGACCUCAUCUGCUGCGGAGCCAUCCUUUUCCCUGUUGUCUGGUCUAUCCGUCAUCUACAAGAGGCUUCAAGCACCGAUGGCAAAGCUGCCAUGAAUUUGGAGAAGCUCAAGCUCUUCCGGCAUUAUUAUGUGAUGAUUGUGUGUUACAUCUACUUUACGAGGAUCAUAGCCAUUCUGCUCAAGGUCACUAUGCCUUUCCAGUGGCAGUGGUGCUAUGAGUUUCUGGUGGAGGUGUCCACUCUGAUCUUUUUUGUGUUGACGGGCUACAAGUUCCGGCCAGCAUCCAAUAACCCCUACCUCCAGCUCCCCCAGGACGAGGAGGACGUGGAGAUGGAUGAAGUAGUGACUGAGUCAGGUGCACUGGAGGGUAUUUCCAAAGUGAAGAAGACGUCUAACGGACGUGAGCGCCAGAAAGAGUCGACCUUGUGAGCAGGAAGCUGCAUCUUCGGGAGGGACCCGUUAAACAUCCCCAGGCCAGCCGGUAUAAAGGGGUGCACAUGGACCAAGGCUCCCCACCCACAUUGACAGCUAUCAUUUUGAAAUUCUUGUGGUUGCAAGAGUUUCAAAAGGUUGCACUUCCAGAAAGGAGGCGUGACCACUGUCUGGCUAUGCAAAAAAGAAAAAAAAACGAAAAAAAAAAAAAACACUAACUUUGUUGGACGCUCUCCAUUUCCUUGAAAUACUCCACCGAGAAACUCUGAAAGGUUUCAGGAGGAGAUGAGUUCCUGCCCCAUGGAUGGGUGGAGAUAUGGAAAGGAGCUCUGAGGUUCUUUACAGUUCCCCUCUCUCUCUCUCACUCUCUCUCUCUCUCUCUCACUCUCUCACUCACUCUCUCUCUCU